AUGAUGUCACCCAUCUUCUUCCACAUUAGGAAAUGGCACAGACAUCCAUCUAAGAGACUGGUCAACCUGGACAGAAAGGGUCGAGCUGAGAGCGAUAGAAGUUCUAGAGGAAAGGUUCUUGAUAACAGGCUGAGGAGUAUCUACUACAGAGUGGCUGUAUUUAUAGUAGACUUAGCGAAGAGUGUAAGAGCGAUAAGUAAGGAGCUUCGAGCUACGGAAAGUACGGAAGUCCGGAGAGUCCGGAAAGGCAAGAAGGUGAAAUGUGUGGAAGGAAACAAAGGAAACGGAGCGGAGGAGAUAAGGGAAUUUGUAACAAGUCCUGGGAACCCAUCGGUCAAGGUGGGCCGUAAUUGCUAUGACGACAGCACCAGUAAUGUAUCCAAGCACGCAAACAACUGCUUGCCAUGCAUCGAUGCUCAGACUGGAGCCAUGACCUUGUUCGCGCAAGGCUCUACAUACCAUCUGGCCAAGACUCGAGUGAAGACCGCCAUCUGGAUGGCUCGUCGCAACUGCCCUUUUGCGAUGAUAGAGGAUCCAGAACUCGUCGACAUUGUGCAAGACUUCAACUCCGAGGUGAAGCUGCGGUCCAUGUGA
Coprinopsis cinerea okayama7#130 is the source of this 594-nucleotide messenger RNA. RefSeq lists its product as hypothetical. NCBI's taxonomy places the organism in Eukaryota, Fungi, Basidiomycota, Agaricomycetes, Agaricales, Psathyrellaceae. Bases 1 to 594 code for a protein of 197 amino acids. The transcript is spliced from 5 exons. The record is from RefSeq and is a predicted model, not a curated record.